AUGGCUACGCAAAAUCUUAAAACUGAUCACUGGGCUAAAAUGCGAAUGAAUAUGAUAAAAAGUGCUAUUAAUACAGAACAACGUGGACGUGUAGUUACUUGGGAAAAACAUCACCAAGGAGCUGCACAACAUGAAUUAGAAGCAGCUAUACGUGGUGCUCGUAGUGUACCACAAUAUAGAACAGGAAGAGUACAUAAUUUUCAAGAUGUUCUUCGACUUGAACUUAAUAGUUAUCUUCCUGGAACUGCAUAUUUUCUUAAACGAGGUGAUCCAAAUUUUAAAAUUCCUCAAGGAUAUCCAAACAAAAUGAUACGAUAUCGUCAUCCAUCAAUGACUAGUUCUCGAUAUACUCUAAUGACAUUACCAACUGAUCCUCAAAGUGAUCAAACAAGAAGUCGUGUGCCUGUUUUACAAUGUCGUGGAAAAAUUUAA
Adineta steineri is the source of this 432-nucleotide messenger RNA. NCBI's taxonomy places the organism in Eukaryota, Metazoa, Rotifera, Eurotatoria, Adinetida, Adinetidae. The record is from the annotation of a GenBank genome assembly.